AUGAGCGUAACUAUGAUACGCGGGGAAGGCGAAGUAUUGGUGCCAGCGCACUUGAACUUUGGUAGAUUCGUAUUGGAUCGACUGCGGAGGGCCAGGCCGGAUCAGACGUGCUUGCGAAACUGUACGUCCGGUGAGCAGUUGACCUUUAGCGAGUUUACACAGUAUGCUGUCAGGCUGGGGGCGGCGCUGGCGCAGCUGGGGGUGGGGAGGGGGGACACGUUGGUGGUGGGGGGUGAGCCCCGCGUCACCUUCAUGGCCGCCGGGCUGGCGGCUGUGCUGACCGGCGCGGCAUACACCCCCAUCCCCCUUACUUGUGGACCAGCAAUCCUGACACACGAGUUAAACCUAACAAAGCCAAAGUACUUUUUGUGCACUCCCCUGUUUUGGGAAGCCCACAGCACUACACUGAAGAGUUUGGAUUUCAUCAAAACUUUCAUUUGUUUCGAUGACGUUGAAGACAUAGAGUUGUCAGUGCAAGAGUUAGUCUCAAGCCAAAGCCACGUGGAUGUUGACACGUUUGAGCCCGCUGUUGUGAAUGGUGACGACGUGGCAGUAGUCUUGUACUCGUCCGGGACAACUGGAAUGUCUAAAGGAGUGGUGCUAACGCACCUCAGCUGUAUUGCGAGGUGUGAUUCGAAAGGGUGGUAUGGCUUCGAUUCUUUGCAAACAGUCUACUUCGCGGGUGACACCCAGAACGGUUCUUACGGCAUUUUUCCGGUGUAUACGUUUUGGUGUGGGGGUAAAACAGUGGUCUACUCAGAAGACGACGUAGACUUGAAAAUUAUACAAGACUAUAAGGUAGAUGUUAUGCCGACCGUCCCAGCAUUUGCUGAAGAACUGCUCAACUCUAAAGUUGAGUACGACCUGAGUUCACUGAAGAUUAUUUACACUGGCGCCGCGCCUCUUCAUCUCUCGACUGCAAAAGCGUUCAAGGAAAGGCAAGUAUUUUUCACACCACCUAUUCGGAAAAGAGCUUUUUCUUCCCUGCUAGGAGGGAUCAAAGUGGCACUUUUCCUCCCUGCUAGGAGGGAUCAAGAAGUUUUUAGCGAUAUUAUUUUUAUUUUCAAUCCGUGUGUAAUCAUGGAAAAAUAUUGCAGAUAUCCAAAUAUCGAGCUGCUAAAUAUAUAUGGCACGACCGAGGCUUAUAUGAUAACAACGCAAGGCCCCUCGCCUAUUGGAACUACGACUAUUGGUGUCGCCGCUCCGGGUGUUAGCAUUAAGGUCGUCGACACAGAAACGCGAGCGACACUAGGCCCGAACCAGCGCGGGGAGAUCUGCGUCCGAAGUCCGUUCCUCAUGAAGGGCUACCUGGGGGCUACCGCGGGCUACCUGGGGGCUACCGCGGGCUACCUGGACGAGCAGGGGUUCUACCUGACGGGCGACCUGGGCUAUUACGACGAGCAGAGGAAGUUCUAUCUCGAGGGGAGGCUGCAUGAUAUUAUACAUCAUCAUUUGGGAUAUAAGGUAUCUCCACUGGAGUUGGAAGAAGUCCUGUUAGGUCACCCGGCGGUGCGCGAGGCGGGGGUGGUUGGUUUGGUGGUUGAAGGGGGGGGGGAGCGCCCCGCCGCUGCUGUGGUGCUGCGGCCCGGGGCCAGCACCACAGAGGCCGAGCUGCAGGACUAUGUAGACUCGAAGGUCACUUGGUACAUGAAGCUCAGCGGUGGCGUGAGGUUCGUCUCUGAGCUGCCGAGGAACGCGCAGCAGAAAAUCUUACGACGCACACUCAAGGAAAUGCUGGCCUGA
Messenger RNA from Cydia amplana, 1743 nucleotides. RefSeq names its product luciferin 4-monooxygenase-like. Gene Ontology annotation, molecular function: long-chain fatty acid-CoA ligase activity. The transcript has 10 exons. The coding region runs from base 1 to 1743 and encodes 580 amino acids. Lineage: Eukaryota; Metazoa; Arthropoda; Insecta; Lepidoptera; Tortricidae. Gene Ontology annotation, biological process: fatty-acyl-CoA biosynthetic process; long-chain fatty acid metabolic process. The record is from RefSeq and is a predicted model, not a curated record.